Messenger RNA from Microthlaspi erraticum, 240 nucleotides. Lineage: Eukaryota; Viridiplantae; Streptophyta; Magnoliopsida; Brassicales; Brassicaceae. The record is from the annotation of a GenBank genome assembly.
AUGGAUGGGAUUUGCCACAUCACUGCGCAGAUGGACAAUACUCCCUCUGUCCCAUAUUAUAAGCAGUUGGACAAAAUGGUUUUUGCUUCGUCGAAUUCAUUGAUCCACGCGAAUGCGGAUGAGGUGCACCGGAGGAAAGCGGCGGAGAGUGACGCAGAGGCUGCUGCGGAUGCUGAGAGAGUGGCCGACAAGGCAGAUCGAGAUGAGAUGGAGAGGGUAGCCGCCGAAGCCGAGCGAUGA